AUCGAUAAAGGCACUUCCGGUCUUUCUUUCUGUGCUGUGUGUCUAAGGAAUAAAAGCUUGCACUGUCGGUAAUUUUCAAUAGUAAAAAGUCGUAUUGUGUAAUUGAAUAUAAUGGACCGUAACAACAACAAUCUGCCAGUGCACCUUUUUGAUAUUUUUGGCAAUCCAUUGCCCAUGCCAAUGGCGCCGCCGUUGCCGCCGCCGGCAUUGAGCAACGACCAUAACAACGCUGGGAAUGCGCUCGACAUGAGUAACAACUUUAACUAUAACGGUGCAGCCGCUGCUGGGGGCCAUACCUAUAUGAAUGGAGUUCUCUAUAAUAAUGAAUUCUUGGGGGCACCAAACACCGAGCGCGCCUUAAAUGUCGACCCGGGACUUGGCACAUCGGAAGAGGACAGCGAUGACUAUUACGAUCCGAUGGCUGAUGAUAUGCCCCCCGUCAAUGGCAUUCGCUUCUAUAAUCCGCUCUUUUAUCCAGGGGGCAUAAUACCGCAGCGCGAGCCGCAGCGUGUGCGUAAGUGCAGGCCCUCGAGACCUAAAAUGCCUAGUAACUUGACUUUGACUAUUGGCCCUUUGCCUGAAUCCUCUGGCGCAGCUGGCCACUGGCUUCCCGAUAACCCGAUUGCUAUGGCGGGCGCCUUUCCAAAUUCUUAUCAGCCGGGUGUCAACUUGACCGGUCAACGUGAAGGUCGUGACGACAACAAGGCCUCGAACCCCGAGUAUCCGUUAGGGUAUCCCCACCAGCCAUAGAUGGCUCUAAAGGUGUAGCUCAAAGGUAACCACUUUGAGUUACAAAAAAUUGAAUCAUUCUGCAUGUAUGUUUCUAACUAACUCAAAUAAAAGGGCAUAUGGUAGAUAUUGAUGGUCAUAACAUAAC
Messenger RNA from Drosophila busckii, 877 nucleotides. RefSeq lists its product as uncharacterized. The record is from RefSeq and is a predicted model, not a curated record. NCBI's taxonomy places the organism in Eukaryota, Metazoa, Arthropoda, Insecta, Diptera, Drosophilidae. The transcript has 3 exons. The coding region runs from base 112 to 750 and encodes 212 amino acids.